Penicillium maclennaniae is the source of this 1548-nucleotide messenger RNA. RefSeq names its product Zn(II)2Cys6 transcription factor domain-containing protein. Gene Ontology annotation, biological process: regulation of DNA-templated transcription. The coding region runs from base 1 to 1548 and encodes 515 amino acids. Gene Ontology annotation, molecular function: DNA-binding transcription factor activity, RNA polymerase II-specific; zinc ion binding. The transcript has 2 exons. The record is from RefSeq and is a predicted model, not a curated record. Lineage: Eukaryota; Fungi; Ascomycota; Eurotiomycetes; Eurotiales; Aspergillaceae.
AUGACCACCAAACGCCCUCGUCACCUCGGCGGUACCAAAUCCAAAACCGGAUGCAACACGUGCAAAAUUCGCCGGGUGAGAUGCGGAGAAGAGAAGCCACACUGCCUGAGAUGUACCAGCACCGGCCGGCGAUGCUGUUAUAACAAUCCAAGUCCUCCAAGGACCACGGGCCGCCCGCAGCUUCAACUAGUGUCCUUCUCAAAUCAAGGAUCGCGAGAGCGACGCGCGUUCGAGUACUACUUUCACCAAGCAGGCCCGUCACUCUCGGGAGUCCUUGAUCGAGCUUUUUGGAGAGGCUCGGUUUUGCAAUUCUGUCGGCGUGAGCCAGUAGUUUGGGAUGCGAUUAUUUCGCUCAGUGCGCUCUACGAGCGGCCUCCAGUCCAUGAAACCCCGCCCGAGCAGCUGAUCAACUACCCAGCGGCGGUCAAACAUUGCUACCACCACGAAGCGCUAGUCUGGUACUCGCGCUCUCUAUCUCGUCUACAGCAGCGAAUCAACCAGGGCGUGGCAGAUCUGACCGUCUCCCUGAUUAGCUGCGUCUUGUUCAUUGCCAUCGAGCUCCUGCAGGGAAAUCGAAUGGCCGCCCAGGCACUAUACAAACAGGGAGCUCAAAUGAUGGUCAGUGCCUUGUCAGCACCGACGACUACCAGUGCCGCUUUGGAGCCUAUCUUUCGCCGCAUAGGAACGUGGGUGUUGAUAAUGAACGGAGCAUCGGACGUUUGCUGGGAUCUCAAUUUAGCCGUGCCAGAUGAAUCCUUUGUUUCAAUCGAGGAGGCAAGGGAUGUGCUCUAUGGGAUCAUGGCGGAACUGAAAGCCCUGAAUGUUGAUUGUAAAGCCUAUCUACGGAUGACUGGCGAUGCUCGCCUGCAUGAGGUACCGGAUUUAGCUACCAGACAACAGCACCUGAAAAGUCGACUCAGUCAAUGGUAUCGUCUCUUCACCUGCCUGGAGCCCGUCCAGGACACCAGUAUCGGUGGUGCCACUGCACUGCUUCUGAUGACAUACACAGGCAUCUUGAUCGAAUCAGAAGCCUGUCUCAAUCCUGACCACUCCAUAUACGAUUCCUAUGAAUACGAGUUCGCCCAAAUUGUCGAUUGGGCGCCGAUUGCGGUUGCAUGGACUCGCAGCUCGGAUGGCGAACAACCGCCUCUCAUGUUCGAGAUGGGAGUCUUUCUCCCUCUUUUCAUUACAGGCCUUAAGUGUCCCUUCCCUCAUUUACGCCGCAGGGCAAUUCAGUGCCUGAGAGACUCCCCGCCAGCCCAGGGCUUCUUCAUGAGUGUCCCAGCCAGUCACAUCGUGUCCAUUAUCGUCGGGCUGGAGGAGAAUCCCACCUUUUUACCCAAACAAGCUUCCGAUGUUGAUGAUCUGCUGGCCCAGCCGGGGCGUAUUCCAGAACCUGAAAAUCGCACCAUUGACUUUAGUGUGUCGUCGGGGUCAGAUAAAGAGGGGAUGCUGCGGAGUUGGUUGCACUAUACACUCCACCACUUUGAUUCAGAGGGAAGGAUCGAAUUUGUGCAGAGAACGAUACCAUUGCCAAACUUUGCCUAG